GCCUAUUUCAUUACAACAAAACCUUCUUUGCAUAAACCCUAGAAAGAAAGAAAAUGGAAGACAAAGAAGAAAACCCCCAAAACGACAGCGUACAAGCCAACGGUCAACAGUCCAGCAAGAAGCGAAAGAAGCAGAAAGAAGUUGCCAUCUUCGGCAACUACAGAAAUUACUACAGUUAUCGCAUUGAUCAAGGGUUGGAAGAAGAUCCUAGAAUUAAGGUUAUGAAGAAAGAAUGGUUUGAAGGGAAAAACUGUCUUGAUAUUGGCUGCAAUAGUGGAUUAAUUACCAUCACAAUCGCAAAAAAGUUUGGUUGCGAGAAAAUUCUUGGGAUCGACAUAGAUUCAGCUCGAAUUGAGGAUGCAUAUUGGAACCUAAGAAGAAUUGUGAAAUCGAGUGAAAGUAAGAAGAAUCAAAAGGUUGACAAGUCAAAAGAUGUCGGAACCAAUGGUAUAACUGAUCCGCCAGAUAAAACGGGCCGGGUUGAAAUUUCAGCGGAUUCUCCUGCUUCACAUCUGUUUGACCAAGUCUCUUUCCAGAAAGACAAUUUCGUUCUUGGUUGGACAAUACCAGGAGAUAAGGUGUACGAUACCAUUCUUUGCCUAAGUGUUUCCAAAUGGAUCCAUUUGAACUGGGGCGAUGAGGGUUUAAUAACACUAUUCUCAAAGGUUUGGCGGCUUCUUAAACCUGGUGGUAUUUUUAUUUUGGAACCUCAGCCGUGGAAAUCAUACGUCAGUAACCGUCAAGUGUCGGAGGUAGCGUCGACUAACUACAAGAAUCUUAAAAUAUUUCCAGAUCAAUUUCAGGAGAUUCUUUUGGACAAGAUCGGAUUUAGGAAAAUCGAGAACUUAAGUUCGAGUUUAUCUGGAAGCAAAACCGGGUUUAAUCGGCCAAUCUUAGCUUUAUGGAAGUGAAUACGUUCGGCUUUUGGGUAUCCAUUUUUGUUCUACAGGAAACCCUUUUAUAGAUGAAUGAAAUGUGAAUGGAUAUCGUUUAUACAAGUGCCGAUAUCAAUCCUAUAUCUUGUCUUGGUUGAUUACUAAAACCGCAUAUCGCAUCUUGAUACCA
This is a messenger RNA of Helianthus annuus (common sunflower), 1065 nucleotides long. Its product is annotated as probable RNA methyltransferase At5g51130. The transcript is spliced from 8 exons. Gene Ontology annotation, biological process: snRNA modification. NCBI's taxonomy places the organism in Eukaryota, Viridiplantae, Streptophyta, Magnoliopsida, Asterales, Asteraceae. The record is from RefSeq and is a predicted model, not a curated record. Gene Ontology annotation, molecular function: RNA methyltransferase activity; O-methyltransferase activity; snRNA binding. The coding region runs from base 54 to 911 and encodes 285 amino acids.